CAGAUGUUGUUAUUUUGUGCAUUUUUCGUUUUUUGGAUUCUAUUUACUUUUCAACACGGCAUUAUCUCGUUGCAAUCCGAGGAAACUGACAAGUUUCAGAGAAUGUACGUACUUGUCUUUAUUAAACUUCUAGCACUGGCAUUGAUAUAUAUGCUUCUACUUCUAUGGCUGACUUCUGGAUCCGAGGCUUUUAUGCGUGAAGUUCGCAAAACAAAACAUCUCUCCAUAUUGAUAAUGUGUCGCUACGCCGACGGCCCCUUAAGGACGACAGCUAAGAAUAUGUUGAAGCUAAUAGAAGAGACGCCUCCGGACUUCUCCGUGUACGGCAUGUGGAGCAUGGACGCACAACUCAUCAUUGAUGUUUUCAAACUGAUCACUAGUUUCAUUUUGAUUAUUUUACAAUUCACGUUUUUGUAA
This is a messenger RNA of Cydia splendana, 417 nucleotides long. RefSeq lists its product as uncharacterized. The record is from RefSeq and is a predicted model, not a curated record. NCBI's taxonomy places the organism in Eukaryota, Metazoa, Arthropoda, Insecta, Lepidoptera, Tortricidae. Bases 4 to 417 code for a protein of 137 amino acids. The transcript is spliced from 3 exons.